Oncorhynchus nerka (sockeye salmon) is the source of this 4428-nucleotide messenger RNA. RefSeq names its product WASP homolog-associated protein with actin, membranes and microtubules. Gene Ontology annotation, molecular function: actin binding; Arp2/3 complex binding. Bases 105 to 2465 code for a protein of 786 amino acids. Gene Ontology annotation, biological process: Arp2/3 complex-mediated actin nucleation; endoplasmic reticulum to Golgi vesicle-mediated transport. The transcript is spliced from 11 exons. Lineage: Eukaryota; Metazoa; Chordata; Actinopteri; Salmoniformes; Salmonidae. Gene Ontology annotation, cellular component: cytoplasm; endoplasmic reticulum-Golgi intermediate compartment membrane. The record is from RefSeq and is a predicted model, not a curated record.
UACUACGUCAUCGUUACAAAUGGCCGACGUUGUAAACAAGGCAGAGGAAUACAAGUUUUAGUUCGCUAGCUAGCUAGCUACAUGUUUACCACAACAACAAAAAAAUGAAUAGCAUAGACUGCGAGCGUUUGGACAGCUUGGACGGCUGGGUCGCCAUCAAAACGAACAUAUUCGAAGAAAACGAGACGUUCAAGCUCGGUUUUAUCGUUCAGUGGAAUGUGAUCGAGUCCAAGUUCGCGGUCACCUGUCACAACAGAACUCUCCAGCGACAGAAGCGCAAAGACCAGCUUGCUGUCUGCGAAACCGAAACCAGCUGGGCCGGACUCUUCUCUGUUAACGACUUAAAAAAUGUCCACCGUCAGUUUACAGGGGUCGGGGAUGUCGUCGCACCCUUUUUCCCCGACCUGUCGGACUUCAAGGAGGGUAACAUUUGGGACAUGAUCUUUCUCGGUAGCAAUCGGACAUUCAACCAAGAUGAUCAAGAGAGAGAUCUGGAUACACCUUGCCGUCAGCUGGAGAAGUACUUCAGCACUGCGAUAGAUAUCUGUGGCAGGAAGAUAGUGCUGGACUCGCUUUUCCCGCAGGACGAGCGAGAUGUCGAGGAGUACUUUGAGAACAUGCAGGAGUUCAAGAGGAAAACCAUGCAGGAUGAGGUCACCAGGGCUAAGGAUCACCUUAGAAAGAUCCUUCAGAGUCAUGGAGGUGCAGACAGAAUGAUUCUACUGCUACAGAUCUACCACGAGGAGGACCUAGCCUACCAGGACCUGGUCACCGUAGCAACCACCUUCUACCAGUACCUGCUGCAACCCUUCAGAGACAUGAGAGAACUGGCAGGGCUCUACAAGAUGGAGAUACUGAAGUCUCUGGAUGAGGAGGAGCUGGGUCCUAAGAGGAUAGCAGCACUGGAGAGAGAGGCAGAGGAGUGGAGGAGGAGAGGAGAGGAUGCAGUCUCCUCCAUACAGGACAUCACAGUCAGCUACUUCAUAGAAACAUCCAAAGCCCUUGGAGGUAUGCUGCGUGUGAUGGGGGAGGAUAAGCGUGGUUUUGGUCAGGCCUCCUGGGCCUCAGCAGCUCCUAGACUGGAGAAGCUGCGUUUCCUGCUGGCUAAAGAGACCCUGCAACACAUGAGAGCAACUGAGAUGUGUCUGCACCGCAAGAAACACACCAUCAGAGAGAAGAUGGGAGGUCUGUCUGGCCAGGACCAGAGGGGUCCAGAAACUGUAGAUAAUCUAGAGCUUCUGUACUACGAGGCUCAGCUAGAACUCUACGAUGCCAAGUUUGAGAUCCUCAAGAACGAAGAGCUUCUAUUGGUCGCUCAGAUCGACACCCUGCGACGCCAGAUCAAAGAGCUGAAAGAGGAGGUGGUGUAUUAUGAUGUGUGUGAGGAUCCAGAGGAGCUCCAAAGCCUAUCACAGACAGCUGCACCUUUAGACCCCACCCACUCACCUGUCAAUCACCUGGGGCGAUGCCUACAGCAGCUGGAAGCCAAGAGAGGGAACAUCUGUGCCCGCCGCGCAUACCUCCGCAACAAGAAGGAUCAGUGUGUGGAGGCUAACGAGCAGAAGCACCGUCUGGCCCAGCACAGCUCCACUCACUUUACCCAGCACCACGGAGUAGCCCUGAAGAGAGAUAAGAGGAGAGAGGAGGAAGAGAGGAGGAAGGAGUGGAUGGACCAGGAGAGAGAGAGAACCCUGAGCAGACUCCGCUCCUUCAGAGAGAAGCGACAGGGAAGUUACGUCCUGAAGACUCCACGAUCCAAGAUGGCUGCCAGGGAGCCGCAGUGUUCCGACCUCUCCCAGCCUCUGUCAAUCAUUAGCAUCGGCCCCUCCCCUUCAUCUAAUGGGGCCGCCCCCAGAAAGACCCCCAGGAAACUCAAACCGAAAGACAUCCCCGUCCAAAUCUUCACUCCUCCUCUCCCUCCUCCUUCGCCUCUGCCAACUACAUCUCCCACUACAGCUGUACCCCCACCUCAGACCUCCUCUCCUCCUCCCCCUCCUCCUCCCCCUCCCCUACCCCCACCUCCUCCCCCUCCACCCCUCCCUGCCCUCACCCCCUGUAAGACAGAGGUAGGGGACUCCCCCAUGCCUCUCAGUGAGAGAGAGGCCGCACCCUUCCCUGCCAAAAUGACCCUGAAGCAGAACCUAGGUUCUAUGGACGAGGUGUUGGCAUCAUUACAGCGUGGUCAGGUCAGGCUGCGUCGUGUCCAGCCCCUUGCCCCUCCUGGUCCCGGCCUGGCGCCCUCCGGUGGUGACCUCAGGGAUAACAUCAUGUCUGCCAUCAGACUUGGGGUCAAACUACGCAAGGUGGUCCCAGCGGUGCCCCUGCCCCAGGGCAGCAGGGACACAGAUCUGCAGAGGAGCAUCAAGGCAGCCAUGCAGAGGAUGAAGAAGGUCUCCUCCGACUCGGAUGAUGAAGAUGAGGAGAGAGGAGAGGACAACACGCCCUCGGCUGAGUGGGACAGCUGAGAGGAGACGUAUGCACGGACAGACAGACACUCGGACACGCAUGGACACAUCCAUAAAGCAGGCGUACUGUGUGUGUGUGUGUGUGUGUGUGUGUGUGUGUGUGUGUGUCUAUACAGCGGGGAGAACAAGUAUUUGAUACACUGCCGAUUUUUGCAGGUUUUCCUACUUACAAAACAUGUAGAUAUACUUAUGUCAUGCAAAUGAAUUACUUAAAAAUCAUACAAUGUGAUUUUUGUUUUAGAUUCCGUCUCUCAUUGUUGAAGUGUACCUAUGAUUUUAAAAAAUUACAGACCCCUACAUGCUUUGUAAGUAGGAAAACCUGCAAAAUCUGCAGUGUAUCAAAUACUUGUUCUCCCCACUGUAUACACACACACACACACACGUACAAAUCAAAACAUUCACUAAUCAAUAGGUUAACCAUGUUGCCAAUGGUUUAGUCGUGUGAUUAUGCAGGUUUACUGUUUGACGUAAAACUUGAUCCAUAGAGAAGAGAUCGUGUCUUAAACACCCUGAAAAUGUUUAACUAAAGCACUGUGCCCAAAUAUCCACCACCUGUUACCACGGUUCAAGGCUACAGCCUCUUUUUCACCAAGCUUAGAAACUAGCUGUGUUAUCUGGCUAAAAAGCUCCCACCAAUUCCAGAUUUUCAUGAGGACUUGACAUUGAAGUAUUGUCCAACUGCUUUACAGAGAGAGAGAGACAGAGAGAGAGAGAGAGACAGAGAGACAGAGAGACAGAGAGAGAGAGAGAGAGAGAGAGAGACAGACAGAGAGACAGAGACAGAGAGACAGAGAGAGAGAGAGAGACAGAGAGACAGAGAGACAGAGAGAGAGAGAGACAGAGAGAGAGACAGAGAGAGAGAGAGACACAUCUAGAAAUAGAAAGGAAUAGAUUCUGUGUCUAUGGUUGCAGGCCCCUGCAGAGUGUUCUAAUAGAACAGGUGGUAGACCUUACCGUGUAAUGCGGUUCAGUUUGUCAUCGUAUUACACUACAUCUCCCUUAAUGUUUUGUUUGUCUAGUGCCAGUUGGAACUGGUGUCCCCCCUUCAUAGCAUAACUGACAAACCAUUGAAGGUGAAAUCAUUUAUUUUAUCGUUUUUUUGUUUGUUUCUGCUUCAGGAUUUUAUCUACGGAUGAAAAUGAGCUCGUUUUGCCAACUCCGGCACAUUUACUUUGAUGAGGAAAACUGAAAUGUUGAUGACUGUGCACUCUGUGUCCUACAACGCCAUAUUAAUCGCCGUGACGAUAAAAUGACCCUUUAAGUAUGACCCUUCAUGAACAGAAUAGAGCUUUACCCAGUUUCCCACCAUGAACUAAAACAGUAGGAUGAAGUUGACCCCGUAGGCACAACAGCCCUAGGAUCAGCCUCCUCUCCCCCCAAUCCCAACCUUUAACCAUUAUGGGGGAAUAAUCUAAAACUGGCCUUGGGUCAGUGUCUAGGGGGCCAACUUCACCCUAGUAUUUCUAAUGAUGCUACGUUAUUACAUUGCACUUGAUUUGACCGGGUUGUCACGGAGACACAAAAGGCCGUGUUCCAGACUGCCCUGCGAAAGCAAGCAGCGUCUUUUAGACAAAUUAAUCAAAUCAAAUGUAUUUAUAUAGCCCUUCGUACAUCAGCUGAUAUCUCAAAGUGCUGUACAGAAACCCAGCCUAAAACCCCAAACAGCAAGCAAUGCAGGUGUAGAAGCACGGUGGCUAGGAAAAACUCCCUAGAAAGGAGUGAUUGAAUAUGUAAGAUUUGGUGCGCGACCGCGAUGUAGGUGGCCUGGAACAUGUCCGGAUGUAUGAACCAGCGCCAGUGCACUGAUUUAAAUAUUUUAUUGUAAACUGUCAAACCCAGUUUCCAUUCGACUGUGUUAAGUGUUAUUUUUAAGAGAGAACGUUAUGUCAUUAAUGCUCAAGUGCCUUGGGGACUGUAAGUUAUUACGAGCUGUCAUUCACCAAUAAACUGUUGUUGAAUAAGG